Postia placenta MAD-698-R-SB12 is the source of this 1011-nucleotide messenger RNA. RefSeq lists its product as hypothetical. Lineage: Eukaryota; Fungi; Basidiomycota; Agaricomycetes; Polyporales; Adustoporiaceae. The coding region runs from base 1 to 1011 and encodes 336 amino acids. The transcript is spliced from 3 exons. The record is from RefSeq and is a predicted model, not a curated record.
AUGCCUUCCACUCCUCGCCAAUUCGUCCUCCCUGACUUGUUCCCCCUUGUCCCCUUCAAGGGCUCAACCAACCCACACUACGUCAAGGCUGCCGCCGAAUCCUCCGCCUGGAUUAACAGCUACAACGUCUUCACAGACAGGAAACGCGCCUUCUUUAUCCAAGGCAGCAAUGAGCUUCUCGUCUCUCACACCUACCCUUACGCUGGCUACGAACAAUUCCGCACGUGCUGCGACUUUGUCAAUUUGCUCUUCGUCGUCGACGAGGUCAGCGACGAGCAGAACGGCAAGGACGCGCGCCACACUGGCAAUGUGUACCUGAAAGCCAUGCGUGACCCCGAGUGGAACGACGGCUCCGUGCUCGCUAAAAUGACCAAAGAAUUCAGGGCACGUCUCCUGCAGUAUGCGGGGCCGGGCUGCUAUGCCCGCUUCCUGAAACACUGCGAGGACUACGUCGAAGCUGUCGCCAAGGAGGCCGAGUAUCGCGAGUGUGGCGUCGUCCUUGAUAUGGCGUCCUUUGAAACGCUCCGCCGUGAGAAUAGCGCCAUCCGGCUCUGCUUCGGCCUAUUUGAAUAUUGUCUCGGUGUUGAUCUUCCGGAGUACGUCUUCGAAGACCCGACCUUCAUGACGCUGUACUGGGCUGCUGCCGACAUGGUCUGCUGGUCAAAUGACGUCUACUCGUAUAACAUGGAGCAAGCCAAGGGCAUCGGCGGUAACAACAUUGUAACCGUGCUCAUGCAAGCGAAAGGCAUCGAUGUGCAGGCAGCCUGCGACGCCGUCGGCGAACACUGCAAACUUCUCAUGGAGCGCUACUUAGACGCCAAAGAGAAGCUGCCGAGCUGGGGCCCGUCUGUUGAUGAUGCGGUCGCGGGCUACGUGCAGGCGAUGGAGCAUUGGAUCAUUGGAAACCUGGAGUGGAGCUUUGAGACACAGCGAUACUUCGGCGCCGUUCACGCGGAGGUCAAAGCCACUCGUGUCGUUAUGCUACGCCCCCGGGAGAUAGACGAGGAUUAA